AUGAAUUCUCGUUCUAAAAGGGCUAGAUUAAAUGACGAUCUUAUAAAUCAAAUACUUGAAAUCGAUAAUUCUAGUAACUCCAGUGAAUUUAGUAAUUUUGAUGACACUGAUGAAGACGCUACGUACAAUCCAAAUUCUUCCGAGUCUGAUGUUGAAAGUGAUGUUGAAGAAUCUAUUAACAAUGAAACAUUAGAUAGUUCACCUAUAAGUUCUUCGAAUACUACAGGUAUCGCAAUUUGGAAUGAUGUGACAGUUGAAAAAAUGAUUCACAAUUUUCAAAACGUAAUGGAACCAGAUGAACAUUUAGCUAUUGAUGAAACUAUGGUCCCUUUUUGUGGAAGAUUGGGUUUCAGGCAGUACAUACCUGGAAAGUCACACAAAUAUGGCGUGAAAUUGUUUAAGUUAUGUGGAACAGACGGGUACACAUAUAAUGUGCAAAUCUAUGCAGGUAAAAGCCAAGUUGAAGGGAAAGGGCUUGCGUGCAAAGUUGUGUUGAAUUUAUGUCAGAUGUAUUUAAAUGCUAAUCGGAAAAUAACCACAGACAAUUUUUACACUUCAUUACCCCUUGCGUAUGAACUUUUGAAAAAUAAAACACAUUUAACAGGAACACUACGCUCUAAUAGAGUUCGGGUACCAGGAGUAACUGAUGCUAAGUUAAAACGAGGAGAAAUUGUUGGUAAAGAAAAUGCAGACGGAAUUGUUAUUGGUAAAUGGAAAGAUAAACAAGACGUUACUAUGUUGUCGACUCGACACGGCAUUGAUAUGAUAGAUAUGGGUAAAAAAAAUAGAAUUAACGAAAAUGUUGUGAAACCCGAAAUUAUAAUUAGUUAUAACAAAGGCAAAGCAGGGAUUGAUUUAUCAGAUCAACUUUCAAGUUACAGUACGGCAGUCAGAAAAUCAAUCCGAUGGUACCACUAA
This is a messenger RNA of Melanaphis sacchari, 918 nucleotides long. RefSeq names its product piggyBac transposable element-derived protein 4-like. Lineage: Eukaryota; Metazoa; Arthropoda; Insecta; Hemiptera; Aphididae. The coding region runs from base 1 to 918 and encodes 305 amino acids. The record is from RefSeq and is a predicted model, not a curated record. The transcript is spliced from 3 exons.